AUGGACAACACGAAAGAAGACAUCGCAACAUUUUCCGGAACUGGCAUUCUGGUACAUGAAAGUAAGAAUAUGAAGCAACUACCUCCUAACCUCCCAUGUCACCGAAUCAUAUGGACCCCGGGGUUCCAGCUACUCACCGAAUCGUGUUGCCCUAUCUGCAACGGCCGUCAUGUUACACCUAACGCUACUUGGCCCAUUACUUGCGUAUGCGCGACACAAGCAUCACAACUUCGACAACUUCCAGGAGCUGGUUCCAUCCUUACUAAAACACCGUUGCUCCCGUAA
Messenger RNA from Cercopithifilaria johnstoni, 285 nucleotides. The record is from the annotation of a GenBank genome assembly. NCBI's taxonomy places the organism in Eukaryota, Metazoa, Nematoda, Chromadorea, Rhabditida, Onchocercidae.